Molecule: messenger RNA, 1098 nt
Organism: Trichomycterus rosablanca
Lineage: Eukaryota; Metazoa; Chordata; Actinopteri; Siluriformes; Trichomycteridae
Gene: zc4h2
Product: zinc finger, C4H2 domain containing
Exons: 6
Coding region: 48-722 (224 amino acids)
Biological process (GO): positive regulation of neuron differentiation
Cellular component (GO): nucleus
Source: RefSeq, a predicted model, not a curated record
GUGUGGCUUUAUUUACCUGCUACUGUGUCUUUAAGAGGCCGCAGAGGAUGUCGGACAAGCAGGAGAUUCUGUGUAAGCUGGAGAAUAUUAAAGAAAUCCGGAACAAGACAUUACAGAUGGAGGAGCUGAAAGCGAGGUUACGUUCGGAGUUCCAGACAUUAGAGAGUGAGGAGAAACAUCUGAAGGACUACAAACAGGAGAUGGAGCUGCUGCUGCAGGAGAAGAUGGCUCAUGUGGAGGAGCUCCGACUCAUCCACGCUGAUAUCAACGUGAUGGAGAACACUAUAAAGCAGUCGGAGAGCGAUCUGAACAAGAUUUUGGAUUCGACGAGAAGAUUACACGACGAGUAUAAACCUCUGAAGGAUCACAUCGACGCGCUGAGAGCAUCGCUGGGUCUGCAGAAACUACCCCAACUGAGCCAGGAGGAGGAGCGCCUCUCCCUCGACUACUUUGAGAAGCAGAAGACUGAAUGGCAGUCGGAACCACCAGAGCCAUCAAUCCCAGAAUCCUUAGCGGCGGCGGCGGCUGCAGCCCAGCAGCUUCAGGCCGUGAGAAAACAAGAUUCACGACAACCGGCUUCGUUCAGGCAACAACCACCGCCCAUGAAGGCGUGUCUGUCGUGCCAUCAGCAGAUUCACCGGAACGCGCCGAUCUGCCCUCUGUGCAAAGCCAAGAGUCGCUCGCGCAACCCCAAAAAACCCAAGAGGAAACCCGACGAGUAACACACGCACACACACACACACACACACACACACACACACACACAUAUGGAACACUAGCAGCUCCCAGUAAACUCCAGUAAUGAUGAACAGCUUCCGUCGUUGUUUCUCUGUCCCUUUUUAUUCUCAACGCCCGUCAGAAACCCUUUACUGGUGUUACUGGUUUCACUAAGAGCGGCGUGUUUUGCUCGCUUUGCUCUGGCGGUGCCGUUGUUUCCCGAAUGAAGGAAGCGUCUACUACACCACGUCCCGUUCUGUUUCGUUGUCGCAUUACUGUGUGUCGUUUAAUGUUCGUUUCAAUAUUAAUGAAUUAAAAUGUCUUUUUUAAACAAGAAAUGUAAAAAAACAAUUUGUGUACAAUAAAUAAGGAGUGAAAGAG